Clarias gariepinus (North African catfish) is the source of this 771-nucleotide messenger RNA. RefSeq names its product growth arrest and DNA-damage-inducible, beta b (gene gadd45bb). Gene Ontology annotation, biological process: regulation of cell cycle. NCBI's taxonomy places the organism in Eukaryota, Metazoa, Chordata, Actinopteri, Siluriformes, Clariidae. The coding region runs from base 1 to 477 and encodes 158 amino acids. Gene Ontology annotation, cellular component: cytoplasm; nucleus. The record is from RefSeq and is a predicted model, not a curated record. The transcript has 4 exons.
AUGACUCUCGGAGAGGUUUGGAGCUGCGACUGCUCUCACUCACAGGUGGAGGGCGUGGCUGAUGCUCUGGUGGAGUUGCUCUCAGCAGCGAGGCGUCAGGACUGCGUCACACUGGGAGUUUAUGAAGCUGCACAACUGCUCAAUGUAGACCCGGACAGUGUGGUCCUGUGUGUUCUAGCAGCGGACGAGGCAGACGAGUGCGACGUCGCUCUGCAGAUCCACUUCACACUCCUGCAGGCGUUCUGUCGCGAGGUCCACAUCGACCUGCUGCGCGUCAGCGGAAUGAGACGUCUGGCCGAGGCACUGGGAGAAACACCCACCUCAGAAGGACACGCCCACCAGCCCAAAGACCUGCACUGCAUCCUGGUCACGAAUCCACUGGUUGACCACAAGAAGUUAAGUGAAGUGGGUCGGUUUUGUCGAGAGAACCUCUGCAGAAACCAGUGGCUCCCUCACAUCAACCUGGAUGAGCGCUGAGGAGCACCUGAGCACCAGGACCCAAUGCUACGCUGAAGACGUUGGAUCUGAAGAGAGCGUUAGGUUGACUCCUACAGCAAAUCUGUGAAUCCGUGAUCACGGAGACAGCGCUACUCGUGUGUACAGUAACGCUACCUCGACUCAUCUAGCAUUAACUUACACGUGCUAACUGUAAUGAUGGAGGUGUGACGGAGGAGAGCGGUGCGGCUAUGGCUAAGGUUUAUAUCCACGCUGCGUGCAGGAUCUCACACACAAACGGCAGGACGUUCUCCUCGGCAGGUUCGAGCUCGCGUC